UCCCCAAAUACAGCUCUCCCGAUCAUCAUUUAAUCCCCGCCUUCUCUGAGGCGGUUACUCGUCCCACCUUCUUCCUUAUAAAUUUUAUUUCCUCCCCUCCCCAGGCCCCAACCUUCCUCCUGGGCCGACCAAAUCUCGCUCUCUCUCCUUCUGUUGAAUCUCCAAACCUUCUUGGGAGGAUCGGGUUUUUCCCUUUCUUCUUCCUCUUCCUCCUCCUCCUCCUCCUCCUCGUCGUCGUCUCCCUUCAUGGAAUUUGGAGCACCCUCUGCUUCCAAACCCCGCGCUUCUUCGCCUCUGGAGCCCAAGAUCGAGCCAUUCGGGGAAAUCUUGGACUUAUCCCCCCAGCCUCCGCCACCGGUUGCGGAAAAGCUUUUAUCCUCCUCGUCGUCAUCGUCCGGGGUUGCUGCGCCUCGGCCCCUGGAGGCUCUCCAGAGCGCGCCGAUCCCGCCCUUCCUCUCCAAGACCUAUGAGCUUGUGGACGAUCCCUCCCUGGAUCCGCUCAUCUCGUGGGGUUCCACUGGGAGGAGCUUCGUGGUGUGGGAUCCCGUCGAGUUUGCGAGGGCCGUUCUGCCCCGGAACUUCAAGCACAACAACUUCUCCAGUUUUGUCCGCCAGCUCAAUACUUAUGUGGGUAUUGCGCAAAAACUUUGCCGGAGACGGCUCUUGUUGUUUAUUGAUCUCUGUCAAGCUCGUGGAAGAAUUGAACAACAUGAUUCUGCUGAAAAUAUCUUCCAUGCUGUGCUUGAAAGUGCGGGCAAUCUGUUUGAUGGAGAGAACAAUUAUGAAGCCCUUGUUGAAGAACUUGGCAAUAAUGUGGAGUUCAGCAAGGAGUACAUGGAGAUGUUGCGCCGUAACAUCCGUCAGAGGCUAGAAACAGAGUCCAGACCAGAGUCUUGACUUGCAUUCCACCUGCUCGGUGUAUCACUGCUUUGCAUGGACUUGGUGUAUGAAGCCUGGCAAGCAAGAACUCGCAGUUCCGUGUUGCCAGCUUCCUAUUGAUGGCUACAGUUUUUUUUUUUUUUUUUUUUGGCUAAGAAUGAUGGCUACAGAUUCCCAUUGAUGGCUACAGUUUUUCAUGCAACAUCCUUUAUGUUCUGUCAUGGGUUUCAUUUUUUUUCUGACAAUUGUAUGGAGAUCGUUGCUGGUGAUGUGCAUGAUAUAAAGUUUUGUACCAUUUCAAAACUGUAACAAAUAAUUAUUCUCGUUUGAGAUGGUUCCAUAAAAGUUUGAGGGUUAUUAAAUGUUUACUUA
Messenger RNA from Phoenix dactylifera (date palm), 1251 nucleotides. The record is from RefSeq and is a predicted model, not a curated record. Lineage: Eukaryota; Viridiplantae; Streptophyta; Magnoliopsida; Arecales; Arecaceae.